CACCCCUAGUUGACAGAAGCCAUCAUCUGAGCAAAAAUACUUCGUGCAGAAUAAUGGAAGAACAGGCAAAUUCUAUUUCCCAUAAUACAAAGCAGGUUUAAAGGCAAGGGAUUUGCAUGAUAGAUGGUUAGGCUUUUGAAGAGGAAAAUAUUAAAACGCAGUGAUAUAUGGUUGGGAUUUUGAAGGAUUUAAAAAUAAAUAGUAGAAUUAGUAUAACCUGAACCGGGUUUUUGAACUGUUAAUUUUGUUAACGCAUAACUUGACAUUCGGCUGAACCGGUCAUGAACAGAGAACAGUUCAAGUUGAACAGCGCUACGAAGAAGUGCGUUGAGUGGUGAGUAUGGAGCAAUCGCUGUGGGGUCAUUUGCCGCUUCUUCUGAGGGCCAACACAAAGGAAUCCGUUGAAUACAUUCUUGAAUCACUCUGGCGAACGCGAAAGUGCGGUCUCGACUCUUCAGAACGACGUGUCAUCCAAGACAUCCUCCAGCUUCAAAACGACACCGACCUCGACCCCCUUCUGGUGUGUCUUCGAAUGUUGAUUCGGAGGUGCGUGUAUGAGAACACGAGCAAGGACGACAUCACCAAGCUCUUUCCGAAUGAAGUGUUGCCAGAACUGCAGAAGCUGUUGACGAUUCUGUUGCACAAGUUUCAGCCAUUGUGGCAACAAGAUGUGCUCAAAGAUAAGAAUGUUGUGCCUAGGUUAAAGGCAAUGACAUGGAAUAUGGCAAAUGCUGAUGAAGAUUCAACAGACCCUGCAGCUGUUAUUAAUUUGAAGCUUCAAAAUGAUUCUCAAUUUCACUCUGGAGAGCUUGAUGUUAAGUUCCGGUUGGCUACGGACACUCUAGAGAUGAUGCUGAAAUCAAUGCACAGUAUUAGAGACCAAUUUUCAACCUCAGAGGAGGUACCAAAUGGCCAUUAGUAACAGUAAACCAGUGGAGUUUCACACGAGAUGUGUCAUAAAGAAUGAUAAUAGAAGUGUGUAAUAUCUGCCAAAUACUGAGGUUGAAGUUGAUGCUGUGUCUGAUUUAUAAAGUUAAUACUUGAUGGUGAUUUCAACUUGAUCUGAGUUUUGGAUCUUUGCGUAUUUGAAGGGGGCUUCAAGCUGCAUUGACAUUUGUGGUGGUGGUGAGGGAGUAGUUGAAGCAUGAUUCGGACUGAUCCUUAAAAACUGACCAAACCUUUGGCAUUUGAUGAUUGGUUUGGUAUUUAUUAUUAUUUUUAAUUGUUUAUAUAGUCGUGCUUUUUAGAUGAGAACAUUCUAAUCUUAUACAACUUGCGUUAAUAUAACGUCAUAGUUUAAUGGAUAGAGCAGUUUCCUUCCCUGGAUAGAAGCUAUUCUAUUGCGUAAUUCAUGGAUGUGACAACCCCAUUUGUAAUGGGAAUAUAGAAGUUUCAACUUUCAACAAAUAAAUAUGCAUACUUAAUUA
This is a messenger RNA of Arachis ipaensis, 1427 nucleotides long. NCBI's taxonomy places the organism in Eukaryota, Viridiplantae, Streptophyta, Magnoliopsida, Fabales, Fabaceae. The record is from RefSeq and is a predicted model, not a curated record.